AUAUCUUUGUAACUGCGUAUGUUCAUCUGAUGAGCGUCGAUUUGUAGAUGUUGCGUUUCCUCCUGCAAACAAAGUAUUUGCAUUUGUUUUACAUAUCCCGUUCUUCGCAUAAUUCUGACAAAUUUUACGUUGCAUUCGCACAUGACACAACAUUCCUAAAUAAUGUGCGAUUACUGUUCUUGGGUCGAACAAAUUCUAGCAAGGAUUGUAAUCGAAACUAAACCGGAAAAGAAGCCCCGAGUACACGUGGAUCCUGUAAUAGUGGUUCAUGGUGGCGCCGGGAAAAUCCCACGGAAAAUACGCCAUCGUAUGCUUAUCGAGGUUAAGAAUGCAUCGAUCGAGGCAUACAAGGAUCUCGUCAACGGUAAAUCUGCAGUGCACGCAGUCGAAAAAGCAAUUUCGUACAUGGAAAGCAAACCACAUUUCAAUUGCGCUAAAGGAGGAUGCAUGGACGUCAACGACGAAGUCGUAAUGGAUGCAACUAUUGUUACACCAGAGGAUGCUGGUUGCGUGGGUGCUGUCAGAGACAUAGAACAUCCAAUCUCUCUAGGUUUAUUCGACAUGAGCAGCUCUAUGGGAAUAUUAUUAAAAUAGAAACCUGGAGGGAUUAAAAAAUAUCUUGUCCCAUUUUCUAGCAAGAAAAGUAUUGGAACGA
This is a messenger RNA of Nomia melanderi (Alkali bee), 655 nucleotides long. RefSeq names its product isoaspartyl peptidase/L-asparaginase. NCBI's taxonomy places the organism in Eukaryota, Metazoa, Arthropoda, Insecta, Hymenoptera, Halictidae. The record is from RefSeq and is a predicted model, not a curated record. Gene Ontology annotation, cellular component: cytoplasm. Gene Ontology annotation, molecular function: hydrolase activity.